AUGGACUUAAUGAGGAUGAGGCUGAGAUGUUUGGUGAAACAGUUGGAGAGAGGUGAGGCUUCUGUUGUCGACUUGAAGAAAAACCUAGAAUAUGCUGCAUCCGUUUUGGAAUCUGUCUACAUUGAAGAAACAAGGCGCUUGGUGGAUACAGAAGAUGAGCUCAGUGACAUCCAGUCUGACUCUGUUCCCUCAGAAGUGCGCGACUGGCUGGCGUCAACUUUCACACGUCAGAUGGGGCUGAUGUUGAGACGGUCGGAGGAGAAGCCGCGAUUUCGCAGCAUCGUGCAUGCAGUGCAAGCAGGGAUAUUUGUGGAAAGGAUGUACCGACGGACCUCCAACAUGGUGGGGCUGAGCUAUCCUCCCAGCGUGAUCACGGCCUUGAAGCAUGUGGACACGUGGUCAUUUGACGUCUUCACACUGAAUGAUGCCAGCGGAGAUCAUGCACUGAAAUUUAUUUUUUAUGAACUUCUCACCAGAUAUGACAUAAUCAAUCGCUUUAAGAUCCCUGUUUCUGCUCUGGUGUCUUUUGUGGAGGCCUUGGAGGUGGGCUACGGCAAGCACAGAAACCCUUACCACAACCUAAUCCACGCCGCAGACGUCACCCAGACAGUGCAUUACCUCCUGCUCAAGACCGGCAUGGUUCACUGGUUAACUGAGUUGGAGAUCUUUGCUAUGUUGUUCGCUGCUGCUGUGCACGAUUACGAACAUACCGGCACCACAAACAACUUCCACAUACAGACUAGAUCCGACACAGCCAUACUAUACAAUGACCGUGCCGUACAGGAGAACCACCAUGUUAGCGCUGCGUAUCGCCUCCUGCAAGAAGAUGAUGAAAUGAACAUCCUCUUCAAUUUGUCGAAAGAUGACUGGAGAGAACUGCGGGCACUGGUGGUCGAGAUGGUCCUGGCCACUGACAUGUCCUGUCACUUCCAGCAGAUUAAGGCCAUGAAGAACUUCCUGCAGCAGCCUGAAGCGAUUGAUAAACCCAAGGCCUUAUCCCUGUUACUGCACACCGCUGACAUCAGCCACCCUGCCAAAAACUGGAACAUGCACCACCGCUGGACCACCUCACUGCUGGAGGAGUUCUUCAGGCAGGUCAGUGUCCCGAGACAGUUCUUAUAAUAAUUAUAAAAGCAU
Molecule: messenger RNA, 1137 nt
Organism: Carassius auratus (goldfish)
Lineage: Eukaryota; Metazoa; Chordata; Actinopteri; Cypriniformes; Cyprinidae
Product: calcium/calmodulin-dependent 3',5'-cyclic nucleotide phosphodiesterase 1C-like
Exons: 10
Coding region: 1-1122 (373 amino acids)
Biological process (GO): signal transduction
Molecular function (GO): 3',5'-cyclic-nucleotide phosphodiesterase activity
Source: RefSeq, a predicted model, not a curated record